Pocillopora meandrina is the source of this 7163-nucleotide messenger RNA. The record is from the annotation of a GenBank genome assembly. NCBI's taxonomy places the organism in Eukaryota, Metazoa, Cnidaria, Anthozoa, Scleractinia, Pocilloporidae.
UUCUAAGCCAAUUGUCAACUAAACACUGCACCGACACAUGCAUAUGCAAAAGUAAAGGGUAGGAGCAGGUUUCACAGCGUUAAAAAUGAAGAAGUCGUAUUUGCUACUUGUCCUGUUUGUCCACGUUCUACUAACCACUCAUAAAGUCGACUCACAUAGACGUAGGAUAAGCCACAAAACCACAAAACCCCCAACACGAAAACGAACCACUCGAAAGCCGACAACAUCUCUGCGAAAACAUUGUCAUGCCAUGAAACACUGCAAGGUAACUCAGUGGAACACAUGGAGUUCAUGUUCAGUAGCUUGCGGAACAAGAGGAGUGCAAACACGCAUUAGAAAGGUAGGCUAUUUUUCAACUCUUUUUGCGGGUGCCUCUAGCAGAUCUGUACUGAACCGAACAAUCAAUUUCAACACCUGGUGAGUGAAAAGAGUGUAAAAGCGACCAAGGAAUGAACGACUAAAUAAACCAAUUUGUGAGCGAAGUAAUAGGGGUAUGAAAACUGUCACAGAAAUGAGAAGGAUUGAGCCAGGAUUGCAUAAGGUCAGGGUAUCAAUAGCAGUAGGCAAAUCACAUACUUUUGCACUGUACUUCAAUAACAGCAAGAAUCUUGAAUCUUUUUCGGUGAAACAACUAAAUGAAUACCAUUCAGACUCAAUUUCGAAACCCAAAAUACUUCAUGUGAAAUUGCUUUUAAUGUGUUUUUCACCAUCAGGUUGUUAAGCGUCCGGUGUGCGGGGGCGUUUGCCCAUUUGAUUUGAAGCAGUCUCGGGGCUGUAAUCAUUAUUGUCACAAUGGAGGUACUCUAGAAAAAGCAACAUGCAUAUGUCUGCCCCGUUACGGUGGACAGUGCUGCCAACAAGGUUUGUAUGUGAGGCAAUUUUUUUUUACAAACGCAGUCACUCCAAUUUAGUUUUUUUUUUGCAUGAAAAAAAAAAUGGCAAUGACUGGAAAGUAUUAAACUGUUCUUUUUUUAAGUGAAUGGGGAGACUGGGACCAAUGCAGUGCUACUUGCGGAAAUGGAACACAAAAGCGUCACGGACUGCUAUAGUGAAGCGAUAUUGGCGGCGGAGGGAAAAUGAUGGAGGUUUGGGUUGGGUCAUGUUCAUUACGCCAUCCCACCCAAACGUCCCUCGUUUUUUUCAUUCCUCUGCCUAACUAUCCUCCGCGCCACUCUCUCUGAUUACUAUCGCUCUUCGUUUUACCAACCGAACACCUGGAACAGAAUAAACAUUUUUGCAAUACAUCCGUAUGUCUCAGAAAGUUUGGACUUCCUACUUGACACUCUGCAAUAGUAUUGUGCCAAGAGAGACAACUAACUAAUUCAGUAAUGUUGAACUGUAUCCAAGAUCCAUCACAGGCAAACACCCCAUCCGUACAAGGGUGUAUCAAUAUAUAAUUAUACCUUUAGAAAGGUGACCAAAGGAGUAAAAAGGAAAAUUUUAAACGCCGGAAUUACAUCUUUGCCACUAUUCUGUGCUAACUAUUAGUUGUAAUUAUCGCAUUUUCAUGUUGCAAAAGUUCACGGAGGAUGGAGCUGCUGGGGAGUAUGGGAUGACUGUUCCAAGACCUGUGGUGGAGGCAAACAAACACGUCACAGGACUUGUAACAACCCCCUCCCUGCUAGCGGGGGACGUCCAUGUCUGAAGAACGGUAGCAGUCAAACCAAAAAAUGCAACGUCAUACCUUGUCCAGGUAAUAGGCUUCCCUACCAGUGACCACUAAUUUUUUCGUCGGGUAUUGUCCCGCACUGUGUAAUGAAAACUGAUGGUGUGAACUACCGGAUGUCUCGUACUCUUUCUUAGCCAUGCUCUUAGGUUAUAUGCGCGGACAAUUUAAACUCAGCUAGAAAUUACUUGUAUAUGAUGGCUGGGCGUCCUGGGGUGAUUGGGGCAAAUGCAGCGUGACUUGUGGUGGUGGAACACAAACGAGCUCUCGAUCGUGCAGCAAUCCACCCGUGGCUUAUGGUGGUAAAACUUAAGUAGGCCCGAAGGAAAUGAUUCAGAACGAAGAUAAUGUUUUUUGUCGAGGCAAACGUUUCUUAAAAAGCAUAAAGAUCAACUUAUAUUUUUUUAGUAGUGGAAAUUAAUCUACCAGAGUAUGUCCCAGCAAAACGCUACUUAAAUGUUUUCAAUUCGGUAUGAAAUGAUAAUGUCAAAGCCUAAUUCCAAAUGACUCAAUCCCAAUAUGAUUCAAUAGUUCUCAAACACCUUAGUACGUCAUCAUUUUUUUACUUCUUCAAACUCUUCCAAAUGCAUAUCCGGAAGUUGCAGUCGUCUUGAAUAAUCUUUGUUUAGUUCCCUAUUAAAUUAAGGUUUAAUGAGUGAUAAUGAAAACUUCAACUGAUUGUGUCCUCCGCUAUUUUAGACGAAAGGCAACUUACAUGGAAGGUAACGUAUGGAGCAAUUUUUAACCUUAGCUCUGCUUAACAUGUAUUCCCAACUCUAGUAAAUGGUGGCUGGACGUCAUGGGGUGAUUGGAACAAAUGCAGCGUGACUUGUGGUGGUGGUACACAGAAGCGUUCUCGCUCAUGCACAAAUCCUCCCGCAACCCAUGGAGGAAAAACGUGUGCAGGUCUGAAGGACAUGACUCAGAACUGCAAUGAUGAUAUUCUGUGUCCAGGUAAGAACUUCCUUGGCCACAAAACGUGACAAAACGUUUUGGAAAUGUUGCUUUGUAAGUCGAGAAUGUUGGAAAAAUGGCAAUGACUGGAAAGUAUUAAACUGUUCUUUUUUUAAGUGAAUGGGGGCUGGACACCAUGGGGAGACUGGGACCAAUGCAGUGCUACUUGCGGAAAUGGAACACAAAAGCGUUCACGCUCAUGCACCAAUCCACCUACAGCCCAUGGGGGAAAAAGGUGUGCAGGUCCGAAGGAAAUGACUCAGAAUUGUAACGAUGACGUUCUCUGUCCAGGUAAGAAAAUUUUUGCAAGGAGGAUCUGGCACAACAAGUAUCUUUCAUGAAAAAAUUUCGCUACGUAUCUAGGGAACAGGACUUUUAACAGAAUGUAGAAAUGCAUUUGUUCAGUGAAUAGCGGCUGGAAAGAAAAUAUUGGGAACAUGACCUUUACUGUAAUGUUUGUUCAAAAUGCUUUUGCCCAGUGAAUAAUGGCUGGGCAACAUGGGGAGACUGGGAAAAAUGCAGUGUGACUUGUGAUGGUGGAACACAGAAGCGUUCUCGCUCAUGCACCAAUCCUCCCGCAGCCCGUGGGGGAAUAACGUGUGCAGGUCUGAAGGACAUGACUCAGAAAUGCAAUUAUAAUAUUCUGUGUAAAGGUAAGAACCUCCUUGGCUUUUGGAAAUGUUGCUAUAUUAUAGGUCGAGAAUAUUGGAAAGAUGGCAAUGACCGGAAAGUAUUAAAUCACUCUUUCUUUAAGUGAAUGGAGGCUGGACAAUGUGGGGAGAGUGGGACAAAUGCGGUGCCACUUGCGGAGGUGGAAAACAAAAGCGUUCUCGCUCAUGCACCAAUCCACCCACAGCCCACGGUGGUAAAACCUGUGCAGGUCCGAAGGAAAUGACUCAGAUUUGCAACAACGAUGUGGGGUGUCCAGGUGAGAAACGAUCUGUCACAAGGUUUGCUCAUCCUUACUUCAUUCUUAUCAUGCUGUGAGUUGUGUGAGGAGAGACGAUGUAAACAACAAGUUGUGACUUCGUCUCUCCUUCUUACGUUAGCCAGUAACGCAUCAAACAAUUUUUACCUUACCUUUAGUAACCUGCUUUACCUAAAAAUAUAUAAUUUGUCUCUAGUAAAUGGCGGCUGGACUUCUUGGAGUGAUUGGAGCAAAUGCAGCGUGACUUGUGGUGGUGGAACACAAACACGUUCUCGCUCGUGCACUAAUCCAGUUGUAGCUCAUGGUGGUAAGAAUUGUUCGGGCCCGAAAGAAAUGACUCGGCACUGCAACGAUGAUGUUUUCUGUCCAGGUGAGCUUUUUCGGGCUCAGUAAUCAAAUAAAAGCCCCUAUGUUAAUGGCAGAGUAAAAAAUACUGGAAAAUGGCAAUAACUACAAUAUUUUUGAAAAACAAAUUUCUCCAGUGGAUGGUGGCUGGACAACAUGGGGAGACUGGAACACGUGCAGUGUGACUUGUGGAAGUGGAACACAAAAACGCUCUCGCUCAUGCACUAAUCCUCCCGCGGCCCAUGGUGGUAAAACUUGUGUGGGUCCGAGAGAAAUGAUUCAGAAAUGCAACAAUUAUGUCUUGUGUCCAGGUAAACGUUUACAGGACUAACAAUCAAGUAAACGCUCACUUUUAAUUGUUGAAAUAAAUCGACCGCAUGCCGUAUAGAUUAAUCUUCCAGUCAACCUGUAUUUAAUAAAAUAUCUAUCAAACUAGACUGAGAUGUUAGAUAAGUUGUUUUCAGAGUAAAAAGAAAAAGCUUAAAGUGGAAAUAAUUGCUUUCAUUUACGACGAAACAUUCAAGUACAGGGAAGUAACGAUGAAGAUCCUUCUUAAAACGUGCGAUCCGCUCGCAACAAGCACAUGUAUAACCAAGUAAUGGCAUAAGGAUAAGAAAUGGAAAGCUCUUACACCUGGCUCUGACCAACAAGGAACAUUACAAGGAAUUCUUAUCACUAAUAGUUCCUCUCAUUUUAGUUGAUGGUGGCUGGUCUGGGUGGGGAGACUGGGGUAAGUGUGACAAGAGCUGCUUUAAAACAAGAACAAGGAAAUGUAACAGGCCCACUCCGUCUAACAAUGGUAGGCAAUGUAUCGGUCCACCCACAGAGAGGUUCAGAUGUUCUUUUGAUGAAUGUAUGGGUGAGUAAUUGUACUUUUUACCGCUACAGCUAAAAGCACCGAGUUAAGUUUCCAUUUUUCAGUUAAUGAAUUAUUAAUCAAUUCAUGCAUUAAUUGUUGUAAUGCCUGUAAAUUAAAUUACGCCAUAAAAGACGAUGUAGAAAAUUUCGGAGACUCGAAGAAAGAUGCUAGGAUAUCAUAAUAUUCUAAAAAGUGCCUUUAGGAUAUUUCUUUGCUCUUCAGCGACCAGCGGACACAGAAAGCAUAGAGGGAAGUUUGUGUCAUGUCAUUAGGUAAACGGUGAAUCGUGUAGUCUGUGCUUUAACGAGAAAGUAGUAAGUAAAAAGACUGUUUUCGAGUACGGCGGUGCACGUUACGAAAAUUUCAUCGUCAAGUAACUCUGCUCAGUUUCUCGAAAUAUCGAUCACAAUCAGAGACCAUAGUCCUUCCAGAAUUACUCUCACCUGGACCAUCAGAUUGGAGAUCGAAUGUUACCCCCAGGAUCUAAUUAUCUACUCUAUUAUGUAAACAAUUUAUAUUACAAACGACUAAGUACUCUUGAUUUGAAUAUAGCCAUACUCGCUACUUCCGCUCAAGUCAGGUUGCGUCAACAACAUCCUAACAACUUUGAUUUUGCCGAGUUUUUGGACCGUUUAAGAAUUACUCUUGUGUUUGAGAGAGGACUGAAUACAGUGAAAGGGGUUCAUCAUGUUCUUAUCCAUUCUUUUUCUUUGUGCAGUAAUUGGUAUGUGGACUUUUUUUUAAUUUCAAGCUUGUUUGCAUUUUCGGGUUUUUCGUCGAGCAAGUCCUGGGUACUUACUUAUCACAAUUUCGAAAAGAAUGGAGCUGUUCACUGAUAAUACGCAUGAAAUGUUAUUUUGAACGGAAAAGUGACGUAGAUGACUAACUAUACCACCUUUCCAGUCAACUCGACAGCGAUCAAACAUGUCUGUUCAAAGGAAUUUGAUCGUGGUCACGGAGGAAUUUGAAAAUUAAACUAAGUCGAGUGAAGCUUUCGUUUUAGUUGAGAGCUUCUGAUAGAUUUGCUCCUCAGUUACCUUAAAGAUACCACGUUGCAAAACAUUAAUUGACAACUCUGCGUUUCAUUUUUCGAUCGUGUUGAAAAUCUCUUUGGUUUGUAAAUUUCAAGUAACAAUUUUCUCUUCCUCUCCCCUCUUACUAUUUUUUUUUGUAUCCACGCGCGGCGCGAGUGAUUUCACAAAUUAGCUAACACGUCAAAGAACUCUAAUCUUGACAUGGAAUGACUGACAAGGUAAUUAUUCACGUACUUUUAGUUUUUUUUCGUGGAGUUUUAGUUAGCUGUUUUUGAGCUUUCGUUCGCGUAAAUUUGUUACCCCUUUGCUUGGAAAUUUAGGAAGUUUUGGACUUUUUAUUUUAGCCAAAAUAUGGUUCAUUUAACAAGUUUAAUCCAUAUUUUCUACGAAGUUUGGACUCUGGUCUCUUUUUUCGUAAACGGAUUUUUUACACGUCUGACUGGUUUUCAUAUCUGAGUAGACUUGACAAUUGGCAAGAGAGAAUAAGCCUUCUCAGUGAGCUUCAUUUGUUAGCAUUUAGCAAAAAAAGUGGCCGUCGAACGAUAAAACCUACUUUGAAAAAUGAAGUUCAUGAAACUUAGAACCAGAAAUUUUCAGCCUAACUUUACACCUAUUUAUACAUUUUAGGAGGUAAUGGCGGAGGUGAUGGAAAAGGUCUGAGAUUGAACACUGACUACAGAGACGGAGGCUCAGGCGACGGUCCUCUAGCAGGGAACGAAUGGACGAUUUGGAGUGAAUGGAGCGCCUGCUCCACUACCUGCGGGCGCAGCUUGAAAUUCAGACACCGCACCUGUAUUACUCGGCAGUCCUCCAACUGCCAGGGGGUUAAUCUGGAGACUAAAUACUGUCAAGUACCGAUGUGUGAUGGCAUUGUACCAACAUAACUUACUAAGCAUUUCUGUUUCAAAGGCUCUGGAUGACAGUCAGUAGUUAGCUACUUGUGAUUUAAGACAGUGAAAUGUUGACAAGAUCAAAUAACAUUCAAACAGAGUUUACUUGCGUUAUGUUUAUUCCUUUCCUUGUUUCUUUUGCAUUCAUUUUCAGUCUAAGCUUGGAUGAUACCUUGAAGUAUGUUUCAGAAUCACAAUUGUUGGUGUAAAAUGCGAAUCUUUUAAAAAGCUUGUAACUAGUUAGCAUAAUGUAACAACGCAAGGAAAGAAGAGCAUAACAACUUCAGUAUAGUGUUUGAAUACACAAAUGCAUCCAUGCAUUGUUCUUUUCUUUGGGAAAAGAAGCAGACAAGUUGUUUACGUCGACCCUCACGCAAGAAUCAAUUCCUAACUAAUUUCAAUUUCUCUGGUCUUUUGAACAAAAUGAACAAAAGACAUUUUUAAUGGUUCUCAAUGCGUCUUGGAAUGGUGAAGCGUUACAUCCUUG